This is a messenger RNA of Salvia hispanica, 876 nucleotides long. Lineage: Eukaryota; Viridiplantae; Streptophyta; Magnoliopsida; Lamiales; Lamiaceae. The record is from RefSeq and is a predicted model, not a curated record.
AAUCUAUGUGUUGAAUAUGGAAGGUGUGAAGGUAGCAAAGAAGAAAAUCCUUUGUUUGCAUGGAUUCAGAACCAGUGGGAGCUUCCUCAAAAAGCAAAUCAGCAAAUGGGAUCCUUCAAUUUUUGCUCAUUUUGACAUGGAUUUUCCAGAUGGAAUUUACCCUGCAGGAGGGAAAUCUGAGAUUGAGGGCAUAUUUCCACCACCUUAUUUUGAGUGGUUUCAAUUCAACAAGGAUUUUACCGAGUACACCAACUUGGAAGCAUGUAUAGACUACUUAUGCAACUACAUUACAACAAAUGGUCCAUUUCAUGCCUUUUUAGGCUUCUCUCAGGGAGCUUCAUUGUCAGCACUUCUACUUGGAUAUCAAGCACAGGGAAAGAUACUGAAAGAGCAUCCACGUAUAAGUCUGUUUGUAUCCAUAUCCGGGUCGAAAUUUAGGGAUCCAACCAUAUGUGAGGUUGCUUACAAAGAUGUGAUCAAGGUUAGAUCAGUUCAUUUUGUUGGGGAGAAGGAUUGGCUAAAACUUCCUUCUGAGGAGCUGGCUGCAGCGUUUGAGGACCCUUUGAUCAUACGACAUCCUCAAGGCCACACCGUGCCUAGGCUAGAUGAAGAGGGUGUUGAGAAGAUUUGCAGGUGGAUUAGGCAUGAUGUUGUGUUGCAGAAUGGAGAAGUGAAUGAGAGUGAGGUUAAAGAAGCAGUUCCAAUGGAGAAAAGAGAAGAAAUUGAAGCUUAGAGUUGAUCAAGAAUGCUCUUUUUAGUUAUGUUUGCAAUCAUUUUUAUGUUUAGAGGUCCUAUGGUUUAGCUAUCUACUUUUUAUUCAUUUAAAUAAAAGAGGUUUCGUUAGUCAAGUAUGAAUAAUAUAAAAUUGAUUUUAUA